Messenger RNA from Theobroma umbraticum, 1340 nucleotides. RefSeq names its product B-cell receptor-associated protein 31-like protein. The record is from RefSeq and is a predicted model, not a curated record. Gene Ontology annotation, cellular component: endoplasmic reticulum; endoplasmic reticulum membrane. Lineage: Eukaryota; Viridiplantae; Streptophyta; Magnoliopsida; Malvales; Malvaceae. Gene Ontology annotation, biological process: intracellular protein transport; endoplasmic reticulum to Golgi vesicle-mediated transport.
CUUACCCACAACCAAACACUGCCUUACAUGAUUUCUGCUUAGGCCUAAAAAAUGUCUUCUUCCCAUGCCUCCGAAGUCCUAGUUGCUUUUUUGUACGUCCAGUUGUUGAGUUUUACUUUGGACUAUUGCCCAAUUUUUUGGGCCCUUUCCUUUUACUCUCUCUGUUAAUAAACUUUCUGCCCCUCGCAAAAAGCAAGCCUAUCCCAUUAACACAUGGCACACCACUAAUCCCUUAGAUUAAUUAACUCAGCUUGUGAAAAGGAAUCAUAUGUUUCUUCAAAAGAGCUUCUUGCUUUCUACUUAGGGCUAAAUGUACAGAUCUUUAGCCUUAAACACUCAUUUUCCAAAGAUAAAACUUGCUUUACUCAAGUGGGUUUUUCAGUUUUUGUGGAAAAACUAAAAGCCAGCAAUCAAAAUCAAAGAUUCUUAAGAGUUUCUUGCUGAAUUUUUCUUUCAUUCUUAGUAGCUAGCCAUUGAGUAAAAAUCAAGUCUUUUUGAGAGUUGGGAGCUAGGAUGAUUCAGUUAUUGUUUUUGGUUCUUUUUGCUGAGGGCGUUAUGGCAUUCCUUCUUUUGGUAAAGAUUGGACCUCUGAGAGAGCUUGUCAUAAAGAGUUUAGAUCAGUUGAAGAUGGGUAAAGGCCCUGCUACUAUGAAAACCAUUGCUGGUACCAUGUCAGUGAUUCUUUUAUCAAGUCUCAUGAGUAUUGUCAAGAUCCAGAACAAGGGGGCAAAGCUUGGUACUAUGUCACCUAUGGAUCAGGUUCUGUGGAGAACCCACUUGCUUGAAGCUUCACUCAUGGGUUUUACCCUAUUUCUUGGGUUCAUAAUUGACCGUAUGCACCAUUAUCUUAGAAAACUUAUUGCGUUGAGGAGUAAUGUGGGAUCUGCGAAAGAGGAAGUUGAACGACUUCAGAAAGAGAGAAUUGAGCUUAAAGAGAAGGAUGACAAAGCUUCCAAGGAGAUAAAGCUACUGAAAGAAGAACUUUCUACUCUAUCAGAGAAUUUGAAGAAGCUGAAGUUGGAAUCUGAGGAGAAAGACAAAAAGAUUGAAACUGCUGAAGCACAUGUUGCUUCCCUUCAGAAACAAGCUGCAGAUUUGCUACUUGAGUAUGAUCGCUUGUUAGAAGAUAACCAAAAUCUUCAGAUCAAGCUCUAGGAUACAAGACUUGAGAAAUUUUCCAAGGACUUGAAGAAAGUAGAGUUUGGGGAAUGUUGGUUGGAGUUUGUGAAGGAGGUAAAUUGGGUCUGUGCACUGAGGGAAACUAGCUUUGUCUGUGAACUGUUGAAAAUUUUGUAAUUCUCCUGAAUCUAGAAUUUGAUUAGUUUGUUCAUCCUUUUGUG